AAAAAAGGAAGCAUCUUUGAAACACAUGAUCAGGACCAUUGAAAAAGACAAGUCCAAGAUCAUCAACACAAUUGAAAAAUUGAACGGAUAUAAGCGUGAUACUUUGAAUAGUACAUACGCCAAGGUUUCUGUGGAUUUUGGUAACAUUUUUUCAGACUUACUUCCCGGUUCAUUUGCGAAAUUGGUUCCUUUGAAUGCUGAAGACGUUACCAAAGGCCUUGAGGUUAAAGUUAAGUUAGGUCAAGUGUGGAAAGAGAGUUUGGUAGAAUUAUCUGGAGGACAACGGUCAUUGAUUGCAUUAUCAUUGAUUAUGGCUCUUUUGCAAUUCAAGCCGGCCCCAAUGUACAUAUUGGAUGAGGUGGAUGCUGCAUUGGAUUUAUCACACACUCAAAAUAUUGGACAUUUGAUCAAGACCAGGUUCAAAGGGUCUCAAUUUAUUGUUGUUUCCUUGAAAGAAGGAAUGUUUACAAAUGCCAACAGAGUUUUUAGAACAAGAUUCCAAGAUGGUACUUCUGUCGUCUCUGUUUUGUAGUAUACAGUGUAAUAUAUAAUUAAAUACUU
Molecule: messenger RNA, 561 nt
Organism: Yamadazyma tenuis ATCC 10573
Lineage: Eukaryota; Fungi; Ascomycota; Pichiomycetes; Serinales; Debaryomycetaceae
Source: RefSeq, a predicted model, not a curated record